Molecule: messenger RNA, 1971 nt
Organism: Echinops telfairi (small Madagascar hedgehog)
Lineage: Eukaryota; Metazoa; Chordata; Mammalia; Afrosoricida; Tenrecidae
Gene: PEX14
Product: peroxisomal biogenesis factor 14
Exons: 9
Coding region: 30-1148 (372 amino acids)
Biological process (GO): protein import into peroxisome matrix, docking
Cellular component (GO): peroxisomal membrane; peroxisomal importomer complex
Molecular function (GO): signaling receptor binding
Source: RefSeq, a predicted model, not a curated record
CGGCGAUCGAUUACUCAGGCCUCAGAAAGAUGGCGUCCUCGGAGCAGGCAGAGCCGCCGAGCCAGCCAAGCUCUACUCCAGGAAGUGAAAAUGUGCUGCUUCGAGAGCCGCUGAUUGCCACAGCGGUAAAGUUUCUACAGAAUUCCCGGGUCCGCCAGAGCCCUCUUGCGACCAGGAGAGCAUUCCUUAAGAAGAAAGGGCUGACGGAUGAAGAGAUCGAUGUGGCUUUCCAGCAGUCGGGCACCGCUGCCGAAGAGCCCUCGUCCUUGGGCCCAGCCACACAGGUGGUUCCUGCCCAGCCCCCUCACCUCCUUCCUCAGACAUACAGCCCAGCAGGCUCCCGAUGGAGGGAUUACGGGGCACUGGCCAUCAUCACGGCAGGAAUCGCGUUCGGCUUUCACCAGCUCUACAAGAAAUACCUGCUCCCCCUCAUCGUGGGCGGCAGAGAGGACAGGAAGCAACUGGAGCGGAUGGAGGCGAGCCUCUCGGAGCUGAGUGGCAGCGUGGCCCAGACAGUGACGCAGGUCCAGACGACACUAGCCUCUGUCCAGGAGCUGCUCAUCCAGCAACAGCAGAAAGUUCAGGAGCUCGCCCAGGAACUGGCCACUGCCAAGGCCACCACAUCGACCAACUGGGUCCUGGAGUCCCAGCACAUCAGUGAGCUCAAGUCGGAAAUCAGCUCCUUGAAGGGCUUGCUCUUAACCCGGAGGCAGUUCCCGCCCUCUCCCUCGCCUUCUGCACCCAAGAUCCCCUCCUGGCAGAUCCCAGUGAAGUCCCCGGCUCCCUCCAGCCCGGCGGCGGCCAACCAUCACAGCAGCAGCGACAUCUCGCCUGUCAGCAACGAGUCCGCUUCGUCCUCCCCAGUCAAGGAGGGUCACAGCCCCGAGGGCUCCACGUACCACCUGCUGGGCCCCGCCGAGGAGGACGUGGGGCUGCUGGACGUGCAGGGCCAGGUGCGCAUGGAGGUGCAGGGCGAGGAGGAGCAGCGGGAGGAGGAGGACGAAGAGGAGGAGGAUGACGUCGGCCACGGCGGCGAGGAGGACUGCGUGCAGCGGGAGGAUCGCCGGGGCGGCGACGGGCAAAUCAACGAGCAGGUGGACAAGCUACGGCGGCCGGAGGGCGCCAGCAAUGAGCAUGAGCGGAACUAGGCCCCAGGCCGCUACUCCGCCCCCACCCUCCCGCGGGACUGUCAGCCGGUCGCGUGCACCCUGGGGUGCAGAGCUGCCCUCGCCCCAUGGUGGCCGCUGCUGUGUGAUCACAUUUCUGCCUGCCCCCACUCCUACCCUCCUCCUGUUGGCCCGCUAGCCCAGCCCAGCCCGCCUCAGCUUUCUCCCAAAUGGGACCAGCCUUUGACCUCUGCGUGCCCAGCUGGAGGCCCAGAAACCGCUGCCCUCAAGCCCCUGGUCCAGCUCCUCCCAGCCGACGUCUUGUCCAGGGUCUGUCUGCCAAGUGGCUUCACCGUAACACCACCUUAACACUACGCAUGACGGGGUAGUUGGAUCACCUGACUCCAGCGCCUUGGUAGAGACAGGUGCAGCUGCUCCCAGCCCUCCACUCCCCAACGGGCCUGACACCCCUCCCUCCCCUCACCCAGGGCUCCCCUCUCUUGGCAUCAGGGGCCUGUGCCCAGAAGUGAAGGCCUGGCCCUGCCGAGCCUCCCAGGCUGUGCAGCCAGGCCCUACCCAGCCAGUGCGCCCUGCCCUCUCUGCCCAGCUCCUGCCAUGCCCCAUGGUCCUCCUAGGAAAUGAAAUCACACCAUCCCCUGACUGCCCGCGCUUGCUGCAUCGUGGCCUCAGCUGACCAGUGGCAAGAUGUGGCCCUCAGCCCCACACAGGAGCCGGCCUCAGGGCCUUCUGACAGCUGUGUCUGUCAUCUGACCAGAAACAUGUUCAUUUGUGUGAUCAUGUAUAGAUGCGAAAUAUAAGAUAUGACUGUAUAUACUUGUAAUAAAUAUGAGUUACCGCUAUUUAA